AUGUAUCGCGUUGGGUUGCCUGAGGAGUGUUACUUCCGGUGUGAGGAAGAAGUAACGUGUCAGAGUUACAAUGUAGUCGUUGGUCAAAACAUCUGCGAACUGAACAAUCGUACAAAGGAAGCAAGACCAGAAGAUUUCAUUCCAGAUCAGAUGAGAUUUUACAUGAAACGUUCUGGAAAAAGAGUUCUCCUCGGAUCUAUCAAAGAACUUCCAGCGGAUACCUGCAGUGAGAUUAAAGCGAGUGAAGGCGACGAGAUGGCUGACGGGAAAUACUGGAUCUACUCUGAAGAGAAUAGCGAGGUCAUCGAGGCUUAUUGUAACGAGGGAUGGCAAAAGAUAAAUGGUGAAGAACCCGUCUGUUUUGGAACCAAAGAUAAUCUGUAUGGUUCCUCUAAUAUGACAAUGAGUGGACGAGUGAAGACAAUGAAGCUUAUUUACAGAUCAGGGUCGGUGAAGUGCAACCCUACGUAUGCUGCAUGCUACUGGGGCUGCACUCAUCCAGAAUUUGGAGGAAAGUUGAUGACAAUCAUCACAGACGCCGAUAAGAAACUUGUCUUUCCGCCUGCUAAAGACCUGAAAAGUUAUACGUACAGUCUUCCUGGAUAUCACCUUUAUUCAACUGAGCUGGUUUUUCGCCACCUCAUCGAUCCGUUGUCUGUUUCGAGCAACCAAGAGAUGCAGAUAUGGUACGGACAGGAUUGGAAAGACACUUCAGAGGGAAACAACAGUGGUAAAGUUUGUGCUGAUGUAUAUGCAUGGUACGUUUGA
Messenger RNA from Stylophora pistillata, 768 nucleotides. RefSeq lists its product as uncharacterized. The record is from RefSeq and is a predicted model, not a curated record. Lineage: Eukaryota; Metazoa; Cnidaria; Anthozoa; Scleractinia; Pocilloporidae.